Molecule: messenger RNA, 491 nt
Organism: Coregonus sp. 'balchen'
Lineage: Eukaryota; Metazoa; Chordata; Actinopteri; Salmoniformes; Salmonidae
Source: the annotation of a GenBank genome assembly
AUGUACACAAUCUCCUGGCUAAGAAACAAGAAUACAAGGUAUUCCACAAUAUGUCCAACACAGAGAAUUGAAUCCCUUAUGGAACUCAAGAAUGACUCCACUAUCAUUAUAAAACCUGCCGACAAAGGAGGUGCAUUAGUGAUACAAAAUAUUGCAGACUAUGAAAAACAAAUUCUGAGACAACUCAGGGAUGAUUCAUUUUACAAAAUACUCCCUAAGGACCCUACUAAUCAAUUCAAGUCUCUGAUCCAUGAUAAAUUGUCUAAGUUUUUGAAUGAAGGGGAAAUUACAAAGACAGAAUAUGAGCAUAUAAAGUUGACUCCCCAACCACACGUGUCAUAUACGCUCUCCCCAAAAUUCACAAGAGCAUGACGCCACCUAUACCAGGCAGGCCCAUUGUGAGUAGUAACGGAUCUCUGACAGAGAAUAUCUCUACCUUUGUAGAUCAUUUUGUGAAACCCUGGGCGAUCUCUCUCCCCACGUAUACCUGA